AUGACUUCCAGCGCGACCACCCUUAAGGGCCAGCCCCUUGACAAGGCCAUCCUCGAAUCUAUCCUCCGACGUCGCAUGUUUUAUACCCCCUCUUUCGAGAUCUACGGCGGUGUUGGUGGUCUGUUCGACUAUGGUCCUCCUGGUUGUGCUCUUCAAGCAGCAGUCAUCAACGAAUGGCGUAAGCACUUUAUCCUCGAGGAGGACAUGCUCGAGGUUGACUGUACUGUCUUGACUCCCCACGAGGUUCUCAAGACCAGUGGCCACGUUGACAAGUUCGCCGAUUGGAUGUGCAAGGACCCUAAGAACGGCGAGAUCCUACGAGCCGAUCACUUCGUCGAGGCCAUCCUCGAGGCCCGACUAAACGGUGAUAAGGAGGCCCGUGGCCAGAAGGUAGAGGAUAGGGAGGAGGACCCCAAGAAAAAGAAGAAGAAGGCCAAGACCGAGGCUGUCAAGCUCGACGAUGCCGUUGUCCAGGAGUACGAGGAGGUCCUUGCCAGAAUUGACAACUACGGUGGCCCCGAGCUCGGUGAUCUCAUCAAGAAGUACGAUCUCAGAAACCCUGCCACUGGAGUUCAGCCCGCAGAGCCCGUUUCUUUCAACCUUAUGUUCCAGACCACUAUUGGUCCCAGCAGCAACUACCCUGGCUACCUCCGUCCCGAGACUGCCCAGGGCCAGUUCUUGAACUUUGCCAAGCUCCUCGAGUUCAAUCAGUCCCAGAUGCCCUUCGCCUCCGCCUCCAUCGGCAAGUCAUACCGAAACGAGAUCUCCCCUCGUGCUGGUCUGCUGCGAGUGCGUGAGUUCCUGAUGGCUGAGAUCGAGCAUUUCGUCGACCCUGAGAGUGGCAAGAAGCACCCCCGAUUCCACGAGGUUGAGGACGUUGAGCUUGUUCUUCUUGACCGUGAUACCCAGCUGUCUGGCAAGACCACUACCAGGACUGUCAAGAUUGGCCAGGCUGUCAAGGAAGGUCUUGUUGAUAACGAGACUUUGGGUUACUUCAUUGCACGAAUCCACCUGUUCUUGGAGAAGAUUGGUGUAGAUAUGAGUAAGCUGCGAUUCCGCCAGCACAUGGCCAACGAGAUGGCCCAUUACGCUUGCGACUGUUGGGACGCUGAGCUUUUCACCAGCUCUGGUUGGAUCGAGUGUGUUGGUUGCGCCGACCGAAGUGCCUACGACUUGAGCGUCCACGCCAAGAAGACCGGUGCUCCCCUGGUUGUCCGUGAGCAGCGAGAGACCCCUCUCGUUAUUGAGGAGUGGCAAAUUGAUAUUGAGAGGAAGAAGUUCGGUCCUCAGUUCAAGAAGGAUGCCAAGACUGUGGAGACAGCUCUUCUCGCUACGCCACAAGAACAGCGAGAGAAGCUUGCCAAGGAGUUGAGCGAGAACGGCAACAUCACUCUCGAGGUCCCUGGUGUCGGUGAUGGCAAGGUCCAGGUCAGCAAGGAAUCCAUUGCCAUCGAGUUCCGCAAGAGGGUUGAGAACACUCGCGAGUACGUGCCCAACGUCAUUGAGCCCUCAUUCGGUAUUGGCCGUAUCCUCUACUCCUUGAUGGAGCACAGCUUCUGGACUCGUGGCAGCGAUGGUGGUGAUGAGGCCCGCGGUGUUCUGUCCUUCCCUCCUACUGUGGCCCCCACCAAGGUCCUGCUUGUUCCCCUUUCUUCCAACGCCCAGUUCAAGCCUCUCCUUAAGCAGCUCUCACAGCGUCUGCGUAGUGCCGGUAUCUCCAGCCGUGUUGACGAUUCGUCCGCCAGCAUUGGUAAGCGAUACAGCCGAAACGAUGAGCUUGGUACUCCUCUCGGUGUCACUAUUGAUUUCCAGACUGUUCAAGACGGCACCGUUACCCUGCGAGACCGUGACAGCACCAACCAAGUCCGAGCUGAGCAGGAGAAGAUCAUUGAUGCUAUCAAGUCAAUUGUGGAUGGCAGCAAGAAAUGGGCCCAGAUUGAGAGUGAGCUCCCCAAGUUUGAGGGUCAGGAGGUUGAGAUUGCUGCGCGAUAA
This is a messenger RNA of Fusarium sp. VM40, 1992 nucleotides long. The record is from the annotation of a GenBank genome assembly. NCBI's taxonomy places the organism in Eukaryota, Fungi, Ascomycota, Sordariomycetes, Hypocreales, Nectriaceae.